Molecule: messenger RNA, 1212 nt
Organism: Dendronephthya gigantea
Lineage: Eukaryota; Metazoa; Cnidaria; Anthozoa; Malacalcyonacea; Nephtheidae
Exons: 3
Coding region: 174-1052 (292 amino acids)
Source: RefSeq, a predicted model, not a curated record
AAGUCGACACUCGACACUGCCGGUCAACCACACCACCUCCCCUCCGAUUCGUCCCUAGCAACGAACGAAGGCAUCACCAGCAAAAUUCUUGCAACAGAUAUCGGGUCGCUCUGAGCACUCCGGGUAUAUGACCACCCCUGCCUCCUCCUGUCGGAAGCCAAUGGCUAGAUUUUAUGGUUGCCGGGAAAAUUGAGGAAUUUAUAUGCUUCUUUCGAGGAAUCUUAUCACACACAUCUAUUUCGCAGGAAAUGCUAAUUUUGGCGGGAAGACGAAAGCAAAAACACCACCAGUCCACCAUUCCAUUGUGCAUGCACCAACGGGCCAGUUUACAAAACAUUAUGCCUAAAAACGACAUAUUUUCGUUUGAUGUUUUGCUCGGUGGCGAGCCUGUGAUAGAAUACGAAAAAGACGGGCAAACAUACGUUAUGACUAAUCUCAUGCAUGAGACUACAUAUCAUGAAGAAAGAGUUGAGUUUGUCGAUGAUAGGGAGGAAAGACAGAGAAUCCCCGUUACGCCUUAUCAAAUUGCCCUAACAUUGACAUCGUUGAAGCUUCAGCAAGUUUGGGCAGAGGUUUAUGUCGAUGGAAGCUUUAUUAGGCAAAUAUUACUCAGACAAGGACAAAAAUUUAUCUUAAAAGGAUUUAAUGAUGGUGAAAAAAUUCGAGAGUUUCUUUUUUCCCUCCCUCGGUUUGGAAGAGACAAGGAUGACCACAUAGAAGAGAGUCGUGUGAACAAGGUUGGCUGUAUUUCUGUUCACGUCUACGAAGCAAAAUACAAAGGCAAGAAAAUGAGAGGAAAGUUUAGUGAGAAAUCGCUGGACUACAUACAGGCGACAAAGAAAGAUACCACCAUUGUGACAAAAGGUAACUACACCAUGGCCACAACGAAACCGGGACGUUGCAUCGAAGACUUAGCAGCUAGAACUGGGGGAAAACGAAAGCGUAGUGAUGAGGUAGACAUUUGGUAUAAAGAACAAGAAGUAAGUAAGUUGGAUGUGAAGUAUCACAUGAGACACACCCUGGUCGACAUGGGCAUUCAAAUGUUGGAAUAGGUUUUCAAAAACAUGUUGGUUCAUUUCAAAUUGUCGUUUUGUUAAGCCUUGGGAAUUUACACAGGAUCCCAGGACGUUCUUCAUAAUGUUACGCAAAAAGACAUUUCACAUUUUGCUUUGUUCACAUGUAAACCUUGUUGUAUAUUCAAUAAAGCUCUCA